CCACCGCUAGCACCACAACUAAAAAAGGAGCUGGAGCAAAAGGACAAAGGAUGACUAAAGUUCCAGGAAGCAAUCUGGAGUUUGUACGGGAAGAGGAUUUUGUGGAAUACUACAUAUUCCCUAAGAUCCCCGACAACAUACAAGAUGAAGCCACUAUACGCAAAUUGAUGCUCCAGGUCCGCGCAGAAAUCUCUGCUAUAGUUAAGGAAAAAUCCUUGGAGCGCAGCUAUCUAUGGCACAAGGACGAGUUCCAGCUUCAAAUCCGGAUGGGAGGCGCCGAGGAGCGCCUGCUGAACGAGGAGACCAACCCGGAAGAGGAGGAGGAACUCGGCGACCUCCCGCCCCAUUUCCACGGUGUAACCCACUAUGGCGACAACAUUAGCGACGAGUGGUUCAUCGUAUAUCUGCUGACGGAGAUCACACGUGCUCGCGGGGACUGCAUUGCCCGGGUCAGCGAUUCGGAUGGCGAAUUUCUACUCAUCGAGGCAGCGGAUGCCCUGCCGGACUGGGCGUCUCCGGAGACCUGCGAACACCGUGUUUAUUUAGUUGGAGGGUGCCUGCAGCUGCUUCAGAACUCUGGCGGCAACAGCCAGAAUAAGCCGCUGACCAUCGCCACUGCUGUACAACGUAUACGAUUGAAUCCCACCCUGUAUCGCUGCUCGCGAGAGAUCCAGUCCUGCAUUGACUCGCGGCUCAAGGAGUACCAGAUCGCUCAGCCCCACUUCUCCAUCCAUCGCCAGGUGUUGGAACUCCCGCACAGUGCUGCACAGCUCUUGAAGCAGCAGCCCAGACUACUCUCCUCAGCGGUGCGGGCUUUCUGCGAACGGGAUUCCCUGGACGUAAAGGCCCUUCGCACUAUGCGCUAUUUCCCACCUGAGGCCACACGCCUGCGCACCAACGUGCGGUUCACUCGCUGUCUGUACGCCAUGUUGUCCCACCAGCAAUAUCUCCCCGAAAAGAGACUCGGAUGGAAUCUCACGGAUCCCGUGUCCGAGCCGGAGCGGUACAAAGAACAAUUGCUGGGCGUAAAACUUGCCAGUGGAUUGGAGAUCUUGGCCACCCAGGCCAAGCGGCUGGAGGGUCAACAGUUGGAAGAUUUGCCUGCCUGGCGUUCGUAUCUGCGCAGCCUGCAGAGCAAGGGUUACUUCCGGAACAACACCGAGGGCAGUGCUGAGUACCAGGAGUUGCUUAAUAAGGCCAAGGAGUACUUCCGCGGCAAUCAGGACCGUUUUCGCACCGCCUCAAGAGCGGGGGCAGAGAUCCUAGACCUGUUGCUCCAUCCGGCGGAAGCAGCUUCUGAGGAACUUCGCGACGAGGAGAACAAUUUGCAGCCUAGCGAUUCUGACGAAUGGUUAAAUAUCAGCGCGGAAGAUCUGGACUCCAUGCUACAGGAUCGCUACGGUCCCAAGAAACUUUACAAGCCUAAUGGUCAAAUGAACGCCGAGGAGUUCACUAAGCAGCUGUCGGAGUUCCUCGAUCGGCAGUCUAACUACGAGGGCAUCGAGCACCGUGGUCUAGAGGAGCAGGAGCUGGACUCUGACGAUGAUGAGCCUCCGCCACAACCGAAGGGCUCUUCAGGUGCAAAACUGAAGAAGAAUCCCUCCAUGCGAAAGGCCUGUCAGCGCAACUCACUCAUCCAGCCAGAUGAGCCGGACAGCACCCAUGUACGAAAUUUCUUAGACUUUGUUAUACCCGAGGAUAACUGGGACUCCACUUCCGAGAUGAGCGACUAUGCGGAUGAGGACGACAUGGAGAGAAACCUCAAUGCACUCUCUGGCGGCGGCUCUGCUUUUCCACUUGAUCGACAAAUUCAGUCGUAUAUGGAACAGAUGGAUCGGGAGUUGGCUCAGACCAGUGUGGGCAAGACCUUCCACGGCAAGAAGGCUGCUCCUCAGGCGGACGAGGACGACUUCGAUGACAUUGAGGACUUCGAGCCAAUUAAUAUAAAUGUAAACACGCUGAGGAACAUGAUGGAUAGCUACCAGUCACAGGUGGGCGGCGCUGGGCCUGUCUCGAAUCUGUUUAGCGCUAUGGGUGUGGGCAUGUCAGCAGGCGAGGAUCUGGAGCCCAAGGACAUUUCCGAGUCGGCCGUGUAAACGGAGUUACAGGGAUUAGUCUAGUCUUAAGUCCAUCAAAUAAACGUAAAUGUGAAUAAUUGAUUGUAA
This is a messenger RNA of Drosophila eugracilis, 2165 nucleotides long. RefSeq names its product protein ecdysoneless (gene ecd). The record is from RefSeq and is a predicted model, not a curated record. The coding region runs from base 51 to 2096 and encodes 681 amino acids. The transcript is spliced from 2 exons. NCBI's taxonomy places the organism in Eukaryota, Metazoa, Arthropoda, Insecta, Diptera, Drosophilidae. Gene Ontology annotation, cellular component: nucleus.